Molecule: messenger RNA, 621 nt
Organism: Cercopithifilaria johnstoni
Lineage: Eukaryota; Metazoa; Nematoda; Chromadorea; Rhabditida; Onchocercidae
Source: the annotation of a GenBank genome assembly
AUGCAUCAUAAACAUUGCUGCAGUCCACUUAUCUACAAUAAAUGCUUUGAGAAGGUGCCUUUUUCAUACUUCAAAUUGGAUGCUAUUGACCCUAAUAAAUGCCAUUAUUGGGCAGCUCGAAAUUGCUUCCGUGACAGAAUACAGAGUGAACAAGUUGCUAUGGAUUCGGUUGACGGAUCCACUAUUAAUCACGAUAAUAACGGGAAUGAAGAAUGUGGUACACUUAAUGCAGAAUUUGCGCCAUGUGUUCAAAAGGAGAUUGCUGAUCAAAUAUUCUAUGAUUGCUGUAAUCUAUACGUUGAACCGGAGUGUCAUGAAUUAUGCCGGUAUGAAGCAAACCAUGAAGUGGCACAAUUACUACUACUGAAAGUAUUACGUAAGAAGAAAUGCUCUGUGAAUAAUAUACCCGCUAUAUUAUAUUGUGCGUCACAAAAUCGAGACAAUCGAUUAUGUUGCAGACAAUUUGGUUUAACAUCAUCAAAACUUAGUGUUGGUCGAAGGUGCUUACGAAUGUGUGAUCCGUAUCGUUUUGAUAUUCCCGUAUUACAGGAAUAUGAUUUUUUCUGCUUAAAUAACUGGCAUAUUAUCAUGUAUUGCCAUCAUGGUGGACUGAGGUAUUAA